Messenger RNA from Insectozyma verbasci, 1257 nucleotides. The record is from the annotation of a GenBank genome assembly. Lineage: Eukaryota; Fungi; Ascomycota; Pichiomycetes; Serinales; Debaryomycetaceae.
AUGUCUAAUUCACCUACUUUCAUUGAUGUUGAUUUAGGUGUUACACCGGAAACUACUUAUUCAAUUGCUGGUAGACAAAUCAAGUUUAAUAAUGAAGAUGAUAUUAAACCAAUUUUAAAAGAAUUAAAUUCAAAAUCUGCUAUUAAAAAAAUCGAUUUUUCAGGUAAUACUAUAGGUAUUGAAGCUUCAAAAUUAUUAAGUGAAUCAUUAAUUAAACAUAAAGAUUCAAUUGUUGAAAUUGAUUUUUCAGAUUUAUAUACUGGUAGAUUAAAUACUGAAAUUCCAAAAUCAUUAGAAUAUAUUUUACCAACAUUAUUAAAAUUUCCAAAUUUAAAAUUAAUCAAUCUUUCAGAUAAUGCUUUUGGAUUACAAACUAUUGAUCCAAUAGAAGAUUAUUUAACAAAAGCAGUUUUCAUUGAACAUUUAAUUUUAUCAAAUAAUGGGAUGGGUCCAUUUGCUGGUUCAAGAAUUGGUGGUGCAUUAUUUAAAUUAUCAUUAGCAAAGAAAAAACAAGGUUUACCAAGUUUAAAAACUUUUAUUUGUGGUAGAAAUAGAUUAGAAAACGGUUCAAUUAAUUAUUUGUCAGUUGGGUUGAGAAAUCAUCCAGAUUUAGAAAUUGUUAAAUUAUAUCAAAAUGGUAUUAGACCAGCAGGUAUUUCAAAAUUAAUUGAACAAGGCUUAAGUAAAAAUCAUAAAUUGAAAAUUAUUGAUUUACAAGAUAAUACAAUUACAACUAGAGGUGCUAUUAAAUUAGCUGAUGCAUUACAUAGUUGGACACAUUUACAUGAAUUAAAUUUAAAUGAUUCAUUAUUAAAAAGUAAAGGGUCACUCAAAUUAAUUGAAUCAUUCAAAAAAGGUGAUUCUAAAGAAAAAUUGAUCACUUUGAAGUUACAGUAUAAUGAAUUAGAUGCUGAGAGUUUGAGAGUUUUAGCUGAUAUUAUUGUAUCAAAAUUACCAAAUUUAAAAACAUUAGAAUUAAAUGGUAAUAGAUUUGAAGAAGAUUCGGAACAUAUUGAAAAGAUUAAUUCUAUAUUUGAAGAAAGAGGGUUUGGUGAAUUAGAUGAAUUAGACGAAUUAGAAGAACUAGACAGUGAUGAAGAAGAAGAAGAAGAGGAAGAGGAAGAAGAAGAAGAUAAAUUAGAAGAAGAUUUAGAUUUAGAACAAUUAGAACAAGAAUUAUCAGGUAUUAGUCUUGAAGAUAAAGAUAAGAAAGUUGAUGAAUUAGCAGAUGAAUUAUCAAAAACACAUAUAGAAUAG